AUGGUCUACAAAACCCGAUUAACGUCGUACGCUCGUCGUAUUUCUUACAACGUCGAGAGGGGAAUGUUUUCUGGCUCUCUCAAGCGGCCAACUAUCCCAGCGCGAUGCAUCUGCACCUCCAGGAGCUCGAGGUCGGACGCUACGAAGGCAGCGCCUGCAGCGGAAGACGUGAAUGCAGCCUUAAAUUCUCCGUCCGUCGCGCAAGAAACCGAGGACGUUACUUUGAUGGAUAAACUGUUGACCACAGUCCGUCGUUCAUCGAACCCAGCAUUCCACUCGAUAAUGCCACUACGCAAGCCGGGUCUGUGGGCGGAGACCCUGCUCAGCGACGCUUCCUCUUCGUCCUCAACGCCAGAACCCUCGCAGAAAUCUCCCGAAAGCCCCCCGACUCCGAGAAACAUGACGGACUCGUACUCAGAACUAAUCUUGCCGUUUGGGUCGUCUCCAGACCUUCUUGAGCAAUACACCAAUGCAGCUGGGGGGAUACGGACGGGAAAACUGAUGGAACACCUCGAUUCAUUGGCUGGGUCUAUUGCUUACAAGCACAUGUUGGGGCCCGAUGUCGAGACGCUAGGAAAGAUCCAUGAACGCGGGUUCUACAUCGUCACGGCAUCAGUUGAUCGAUUAGACAUGCUCUCCGCUCUCGAUCCGUCUCGAAAUCUUCGUUUGAGCGGGCAGGUUAUAUAUACGGGCAGAAGCUCAAUGGAGGUUGUCGUCAAGAUGGAGAGCAUCCCUGUUGAUGGGGCAGGCGAGGAAACGGUCCUCAUUGGAAGAUUCUCGAUGGUCUGUCGAGACGCGUACACGCACAGCGCGCGGGAUGUCAACCCUCUCAUUACUUCCACCGCUGCGGAGAAGCAGCUGUUUGCGUUGGGAGACAAGAUCAAGCAUCGCCGACAAAGUCAGGCGCUUCGUUCCCUUUCGCGCGUCCCGCCAAGCUCGGAAGAAGCCCAGGUGUUACAUGAAUUCUGGCUCAAAUUCGGGAAGGAGGAGACAUGGAAGAAGUCGGUCGCGGUAGAUGGGAAGGAAAGAGUGUGGAUGGGUGAGACGAUGGUGGAGAAGACCAUGUUGAUGUUCCCUCAAGAGCGGAAUGUGCAUUCUAAAGUAUUCGGAGGGUACUUGAUGCGUCUUGCUUAUGAGCUUGGCUUCACGAACGCUAGCCUGUUCACUCGAGGCCAUGUCCGCUUCCUCUCGCUCGACAAGAUCGCCUUCGCCCGCCCUGUCCCCAUCGGAUCGAUCUUGAAACUCACGUCGUGCGUCCUGCAUUCCACAUCAACACCACAGUUCCCCGUACUUGUCCAUAUUGGUGUCAAAGCAGAUGUCAUCGACCCAAAGACAGGACAAGAACAAACUACGAAUGAUUUCCGCUUUACGUGGUGCCGCGACCAUGGGCCGCCGCUGGAGAAGGUGGUUGUGCCACGUACAUACCGAGGUUCGAUGUUGUGGUUAGAGGGCCGACGUGCACUGCAGAUUGGGAAUGCCAUCCGUGACCUCCGAACUCAUGCAACUAAUCCAGCGAAUUCAUCGAAAGACUCUUAA
Messenger RNA from Pleurotus ostreatus (oyster mushroom), 1536 nucleotides. RefSeq lists its product as uncharacterized. Gene Ontology annotation, cellular component: mitochondrion. Gene Ontology annotation, biological process: acyl-CoA metabolic process. The transcript has 11 exons. The record is from RefSeq and is a predicted model, not a curated record. Gene Ontology annotation, molecular function: fatty acyl-CoA hydrolase activity. NCBI's taxonomy places the organism in Eukaryota, Fungi, Basidiomycota, Agaricomycetes, Agaricales, Pleurotaceae. Bases 1 to 1536 code for a protein of 511 amino acids.